Molecule: messenger RNA, 2653 nt
Organism: Cuscuta campestris
Lineage: Eukaryota; Viridiplantae; Streptophyta; Magnoliopsida; Solanales; Convolvulaceae
Source: the annotation of a GenBank genome assembly
AUGAACAGUAUUCGGAUUCUUCCAUGAGACUUUCCCCUUGAUUUUGUGGUCCGAUUUUGAUGUUUAUUGAUUCCUUGGAGUCGUAUAACAAUGGAGAACACUAUUAUGAGAUCAAUUUCGAAGAUUUGUGGAGGAUUUUGGCUCAAUUGAAGGUCAACUCAGUCGCUGUUACUGUUCACAGCGGAAAUUGCAGGUAUGAUUUCCCUCGGUUUGCAGCUGAUUUGAACACCAAAAUUGAGGUAUUGUGGGCGACUUGGAGUGCUUAAACAUAUUCUAAAGCUUUUGGAUCAAUCCCAACAAGAACUUGUGAUUUUUGGCUUCAAUUGGAUUUUCGGGUACUGUUCACUGCGAGAAACCAGCUCCAGGUUCCUGCUGCCAAUUUCCUCUGCUUUUGUUCUCACUUUGGGUGAUUCCCAAGUGUUUUUUGAGCUGUGUUGGGUGAUUCCCACGUAUGUUUGAGCUGUUUUGGGUGAUUCCCAUGUUUCAUUGAGUUGUUCUCCUGUUUUUGGUGGUGUUUGUCUUUGUUUGUGCUGGUUUUUCCCCCUGGUCAUUCCCUUGUUGCUGCCUUCUUGCACCACUGCUGUUUUUUGUUGGUUUGAGCUAUGGGUCAUAGUAAGAAGAACAAGAUGAAGAAGGGAACUAGGAAAAACAGCCAUAACAUUACAAACUUUGUCUUUGAUGGAACGCCGGUUAGUGAGGCAAAGCAGCGGGGGGCUGCCGGUCAGAGCAGUGGUAAACCACACCAAUGUAAUGAUGCUGGCCAGGCCUCCUCCUCUUCGGCUGGUGUUAGUGUCACGCUAAACUCAGUCGACACCUUCUCCGGUGAGGAAAACGCUUUGUCACCUACGCCUAUUGGGGGAAAACAGGAUUUUGCAACGGCUUUCGGACUUGAAAGUAAAACCAACAGCCCCAUGCCUACUUCAUCAUCCACUUCGGCUAACCGGGAUCCUGACGAAGGUAUUCCUUUGGAAAAAGUUGAGGUUGGGGAGAAGGUCAUCAUCCCGAUUGAGGGAUAUCCUUCUCUUGAGGAAGACUGGGGGCAUUGCUUAGUGGGCUGCUUCACAGGCCGGUUCCCGGGCAUCAAAGCCAUAGAGGAUCUCAUUACCUCAUGAGGCGUACAAUGUAAGCUCCUCCCUCACGAACGGGGCUGGGUCCUUUUCCAGUUCCUUAGUGAUGAAGACCGAAGGAUUGUUCUCCAAAAUGGGCCUUACCAGCUCUUUGGUAAGACUCUAUUACUUCGCAUUCUUCCGGAGGACUUUCGCUUCAACUUUGAUGCCUUCAUGACGGUUGAUGUGUGGGUUAAGUUCGUUAACGUCCCAUUGCGAUGUUGGAAUAAAAUUGCACUUCAAUGUUUGGGGUCGAGAGUGGGAACCCCCAAGCGGACUGACCAAGGUACAAAGAGACGGGGGAGGAUUAGUUUCUGCAGGAUGUUGAUCCAGGUGGACAUGUCUAAAGAGCUACAUACCUCCUUUGAGGUUAGCCUACCGGAUGGGGGUACUUACAUCCAGAAGGUUGUGUAUGAGGGCCUCCCAAAAUAUUGUUUUCAUUGCAAGAAAUUUGGGCACAACCUUCUAGAUUGUAGGGUUCUCCGGGCCCUUCGUCUCAGAAAAAACAGGGAUUUUGUUGGCAAAACGUCCAAGCGCACGAUGGGAAAAGGUAAGCACGUUGUUGAGGGGGACAAUCCCACUACCUCUAGUGGUCAAACCUCCAACAAAACAAGUGGAAAACAGGCUGGAAACACUGCUGUAGCAGGCACAGAGGCCACUGCCAGCGUUGCUGCCAAGCCCAAAACAGCAUUCCAGUCCCUGCCUCCCGAACCUGCUGCCUUGCCUAGUGUGCUGGAUGAGAGUGGCGCAGUUGGAAACUGCCCAAGACCUACUGCCAAGCCCGUGGCAGAGGGUAAUAUCCUGGUCCCUGAAGCAAACCGGAAGAAGAAGAAAAACAGUGAAACACCUAACAAAGCUGCGAAUGUUGAGCUGCCUUGUGCCGAACCCCGUACAUCUUUGAAAGCUGUGGAUGGGUUGAAUAACGACCAAACCACCAUCAAGAAGAUUGUUCAACGCAGGGGGAAGGCCAAGCAACCAGCUGGCCUUGAUGACAUCAACCACGGCCUUGUCGCCGGUCCCUCCUCCGCGACGCCAAAGGAUACUGCCGCGGCCAUUCCAGUGGCUAAAACUGCUGCACCUACGGCUGGACAGGGGGACACACCAGUGCUGCCAAAUGCUGGUAAGGAAGGCAAUGCAACGCCCAAAGUUGUACCCAAGGCAUGGAAACCGCCGUUCAAGGCGGUGCAGGCGGCCUUGAAGCCACAUGUAAUCUCGCCCCCAAUAAUCCGUGCAGCCUCCCAAGUCUGAUAGCCCCGAUUUCAUGCGGCGUUGGAGGGAAAAAAGACACUUUAUGAUGCUGAAAACAAAAAGAUUGCGGACAGCCAUAAUGGGCAUAAGGAACUAGCCGCUUACAACACAAAACACUAUGGGAGACCAGAAGGUGAAUCAUCUACGUUUCCUAUUGUAUUGUGCUAGUUAAUGCUUUUCCUUUAGCUUGAUAUGAGUUGUCUUUGAUUUGAUAGGGGUAUGCCCUGGUACAUUGUAUUUUAACUUCGUAAUUGUACUUUGUAAUGACUCUUGGAUUUUAAUAAUUUACAUUUUAUCCU